This is a messenger RNA of Didymodactylos carnosus, 1089 nucleotides long. Lineage: Eukaryota; Metazoa; Rotifera; Eurotatoria; Philodinida; Philodinidae. The record is from the annotation of a GenBank genome assembly.
AUGCGUCUAACGCUUAUAUUAGUUGCAUUUUUAUUGCCAUUGGUAUACAGUGAAGUAUUUCAUUUACCUGCAAUUGAAAAUAUUGAAAACCAUAUUAGUAAUCUUUGGACAAAUUUUAAGAAAGGUUAUGGCUUUGUUUAUAAUACAUCAGUAGAAGAAGUACAUCGAUUCAAUAUAUUCUAUAAAAAUGUUAAAAUGAUCAUUCAACACAAUCUUGAACAUGAUCUUGGUCUUCAUACGUAUCGUAUGGGAAUAAAUAAAUAUGCUGCUGUUUCGAACGAAGAAUUUAGAAAAACAUUGAAUGGCUAUCGUCGUCAAAAAAAUUAUCGUGAUCAAUACUCAGAUAUACGUCGUCCACAAAUUCCUGCUUCACCAUAUAUUGACAUACCAGUUUCUGUUGAUUGGCGUGAUCAAGGCAUUGUUUCAGCAGUCAAAGAUCAAGGGCAGUGCGGUAGCUGUUGGGCAUUUAGUUCUACUGGUGCACUUGAAAGUCACCAUGCUCGUUCAUCUGGUAAAUUGGUUAGUUUAAGUGAACAACAGCUAGUUGAUUGUUCAACAAAUUGGGGAAACAAUGGUUGUGAGGGUGGAUUAAUGGAUAAUGCAUUUAAAUAUGUUCAUGACAACAAGGGUAUUGAUGAUGAAGCAACAUAUCCAUAUCAAGGAAAGGAUCAAGCAUCAUGUAAAUUUCGUCGAGCAUCGGUAACAUCAACAUGUGAUGGAUUUGUUGAUAUACCAGAAGGAAAUGAAACGGCUUUACAACAAGCACUUGCAUUAGAAGGACCCGUUUCGGUUGCAAUUGAUGCUAGUCAAGAAUCAUUUCAAUUUUACACAUCAGGUGUUUACUCAGAACCAAAAUGUUCAUCAACAGAACUCGAUCAUGGUGUUUUAGCUGUUGGCUAUGGCGUUGCUAAUGACCCUAUUAAAGGAAAACAAGAAUAUUAUAUUGUUAAAAACAGCUGGUCGGAACACUGGGGCGAUAAAGGCUAUAUUAAAAUGGCCCGAAAUAAGAAAAACAUGUGUGGUAUAGCAUCGGCAGCAUCCUAUCCAAUUGUCAAAGAUACCAAGACAAUUGAAUAUGUGUGGUUGUAA